CGGGUUCAUCAUCAAAAUACAUCGGGAUCGAUCUGCAUAUGCAUGAAAAUCUAAUGAAGCUGCCAAAGCAUGAAUCAGCCACCUUUUACGAUAAGAAUUCGAACAGAACAGGAACAGGACAUGGAUUGGAUGGUUCAACCUAAUGCGAUUUCAUUUCACCAGGCAUUAGAAGUAAUUGCUCAAGUUCUCCCCCAAACAAGUGUGACAGCAUUUGAGUAUGAAGAUGAAGACGAUGAGCGAAUCACAGUUCGGAGUGAUGAAGAGAUGGCAGCCAUGUUUCAGGCAUACUUUGAGACCCUGAGUGAAGAUGACAUACAGUGUGGACUUCUACCUCCCCUGAUUAUCUACCCCAGAGUUGGGAAAACUCCUCAAAACAGAAACAAAUUUGGAUUAAAGAUAGAUACUCAUCCCAGUGCCCGGUCAUCCAAACCAGUUCAAACCGUCAGACACAUCCCGAGACAAAGUCAGAGACCAAAGACAGACACAACAAGAGAAAAUCCAGCCCCUUCACAGUUACCUCCCAAUGAUCCAAACAUAGCAGGUGCCCCCACAAUACUGGUUCCCCAGAGUCAGACACCCGCCGAUUUCCACCCGCAGAUUGAGCCGGAUCUAAAGAUUUUACAGAUGCUUGGCGGAGGAAGUGGAGGCCAAGUCUAUAAAGCUUUACACCAACCUAAUGGAACCAUAAUGGCUGUCAAGAUUGUGAAGUUAGAGGUGGACCAGAAAACACAGGAACAGAUUCUAUCAGAGCUAGAUAUUCUGAAUAAGUGUCAGUCUCCGGUCAUCAUCGGGUUCUACAAAGCUUUCUUCAAUGAAAACAGGAUCUAUAUCUGUACAGAGUUUAUGGACGGAGGUGCUUUAGAUAAAUAUGCCCCGAUUCCUGAGCCGGUCUUGGGAAGAAUGGCUGUCAACAUUAUCCAGGGUCUGUGUUAUAUGUGGAGUCUGAAGAUUCUACACAGAGACAUCAAACCCUCCAAUAUUCUAGUCAACACACAGGGCCAGGUGAAGCUCUGUGACUUUGGAGUCAGUACACAGUUGGAGAGGUCGAUUGCCAAAACUUACAUAGGAUCCAACGCUUACAUGGCCCCCGAGAGAAUUAAAGGAGAGGACUAUGGCACACCUGCUGAGAUCUGGAGUCUUGGAAUCACUCUAUUUGAAUUAGCAAGUGGGAAAUUUCCAUACCAACAUAAUCCAGAAAAGCCAAUGGGUCUCUUGUCUUCCAUUAUUAAUGAUGAAACUCCCCAGUUGUCAGACGACCACUUCUCUCCGGACUUUGUAAAUCUGGUGGCUCACUGUAUGCAGCAAAAACCAGAAGACAGACUCACUCUAGAAGACCUGUUGAUUCAUCCUUUUAUACAAAGACACAAUGAUGGAAACAUAGCUGUGAUUGCAGCCUGGGUACACAGCCAAUUGGAGAAGAUAUCUAACAAUUAGAUGAUGUCAUCAUCAAGGACUAAGGGGGAUGUCAAAAGCGUUAACACAUCCAAAGCAUUGUGUUAAGCAGUACAGGAGACUAGUCGAGAUACAAGAGAUUGAUGUGUGCCAAGACAAUUAGCUUGCAUGCAAAAGAUUGUCGUGUGUGCAAUUUUAUAUUUAUUUGUAAGCUUUAAAUAUUAUAUAAAGUUUUAUCCUUAUGUUAGUAUUUUAAGAUAAA
Messenger RNA from Magallana angulata, 1654 nucleotides. RefSeq names its product dual specificity mitogen-activated protein kinase kinase 5-like. The transcript has 20 exons. The record is from RefSeq and is a predicted model, not a curated record. Gene Ontology annotation, biological process: protein phosphorylation; MAPK cascade. Gene Ontology annotation, molecular function: ATP binding; protein binding; MAP kinase kinase activity. The coding region runs from base 70 to 1434 and encodes 454 amino acids. Lineage: Eukaryota; Metazoa; Mollusca; Bivalvia; Ostreida; Ostreidae.